AGCAACACUUCUGUGAGUACUCUUAAUCUGUUGCUUUGUGCAUGUGUGAGCUAAAAAAGGUUGAGCCCGUUUGGCAUUUGUGUUUUUAUAAAAUUUUAUCCUGAAAGAUUAAUUUUUAGUGGCACUGAUAGUUUUGGUAGCAAAAGAUUGAUUUGGCAAGUCAGAUCAGUAGGGUAAGAAGUUGGAGGGGAAAGAGACAAGGAAGGAGGGAAGGGAAAAUCAAAGGAGCAACUCUUGCUUGCUUUGUAUAGCAAGUGUAAAAAUUAUGGCUGGUGGUGGCUGUGAAGUGUGAAUUGAAGAUUGAGAUUCAGAUAAAAGAAAACCUUCUCUCACAGUUUCUUAGAAAUGGGUUUCUAUUCCCCAACCAUUGUGGUUUGCUCUUCAAGCUUCUUCAUACACUUGGCUUCGAAUUCUAGCUUUUCCACUAGACCUCUCUUUCCUCCUAAAACAAAAUGCUUCUCCAAAAAGUUCCACGUGGCAUGCUCUACAUCUACUUCUCCUUCUGAUCCUCUUUUGGUUAAGGCUGCAAGAGGAGAUCCUGUAAGUUGACCUCCAGCAUGGAUGAUGCGCCAGGCAGGAAGGUAUAUGUCUGUUUAUAGAAAGCUUGCAGAGAGAUAUCCAUCCUUUAGAGAGAGGUCAGAGACAACUGAUCUCAUUGUAGAAAUCUCUUUGCAGCCUUGGGAAGCUUUCCAUCCCGAUGGAGUUAUUAUUUUCUCUGACAUACUUACCCCUCUACCUGCCUUUGGUGUCCCAUUUGACAUAGAAGAAGUAAGGGGUCCUGUUAUCCAGUCACCAAUUUAUUCUGAAGAGGGACUGAAGUCUCUGCAUCCCAUUGACUUAGAAAAACUUCAUUUUGUGGGGGAAUCCCUUAGGAUAUUGCGCCGGGAGGUUGAUGAGAACACUGCUGUUUUAGGUUUUGUAGGAGCACCUUGGACGAUAGCUACAUAUAUAGUGGAAGGGUGUACAACGCGCACAUAUACAACCAUAAAGACCAUGUGCCAUACUGCACCACAUGUAUUGAGGGCCCUUCUUUCUCAUUUGACACAGGCAAUAUCAGACUACAUUGUAUUCCAAGUGGAAUCUGGGGCUCAUUGCAUACAAAUUUUUGACUCAUGGGGUGGACAACUACCGCCUGAUAUGUGGGAACGCUGGUCAAGGCCUUAUAUUGAAGAGAUUGUAAGUAUAGUGAAGAACAAAUGUCCUCAAACGCCACUUGUUCUAUACAUUAAUGGAAAUGGUGGCCUUCUUGAGCGUAUGACAGCAACUGGCGUUGAUGUGAUUGGGCUUGACUGGACAGUGGACAUGGAAGAUGGAAGGAAACGAUUGGGUAAGGAGAUCAGUGUACAAGGCAACGUCGACCCUGCUUGCUUAUUUUCUCCUCUUCCUGCCCUGACAGAAGAAAUUCAAAGGGUUGUGAAAUGUGCUGGUCGAAGGGGACACAUUCUUAAUUUAGGUCAUGGUGUUCUUGUCGGGACGCCUGAAGAAGCUGUUGCACAUUUUUUUGAAGUUGCAAGAAGCUUGAAGUAUGAUACACUUUAUCAAGAUCGAGCAGUAGACUCUAAAUUGGUAGUUUGAGGAGAAUAUUCAUUAAGCACAAGCAUGCUUAAUCUCACUUUAGCUUUGUUGUAGUAGAGGGCUUUCACUUACCUAAAAGCUUUGAGAUUGUGUACAUUUUUUUUUUUUUUGGGGGUGGGCAUUAGUUAAAACCAGUUGUAUUUGUAAUUUAUGAUUAAUUUCUUCAUGAAUUAAUAAAUUAUUAAUUUUUGGUCAGUGUACCUGUAGCACAUUUACCAUUUUCUUCAAA
Quercus robur (English oak) is the source of this 1804-nucleotide messenger RNA. Its product is annotated as uroporphyrinogen decarboxylase 1, chloroplastic-like. The transcript is spliced from 7 exons. Gene Ontology annotation, molecular function: uroporphyrinogen decarboxylase activity. Lineage: Eukaryota; Viridiplantae; Streptophyta; Magnoliopsida; Fagales; Fagaceae. Gene Ontology annotation, biological process: porphyrin-containing compound biosynthetic process. Bases 562 to 1575 code for a protein of 337 amino acids. The record is from RefSeq and is a predicted model, not a curated record.